AUGACUGAAUUUCGGCCUAUAUCUUGCUGCAAUGUGGUGUACAAAUGCAUCACCAAGGUACUCUCUAACGGGUUAAAGUCUUUUCUUCCUGACUUCAUUUCUCCAAGGCAAUGUGCUUUCGUGGAAGGACGCAGUAUUGCUGACAACAUAUUAUUGGCACAUGAAUUGCUCAAAGGGUAUGGAAGAAGAAGAAUUUCAUUUAGGCGCACUGUAAUGGCUGAUGUAAUGAAGGCUUUUGAUUCCAUUGACUGGAGAUUUUUUAUGAAUAUAUUUCAAGCUAUUGGCAUGUCUAAGAGGCUCUCUGACUGGGUUUUUCCUGCAUUUACGAUCCAAGAUUCUCUGUGGUUUAUUAAUGGUGAAUUGCAUGGCUAUUUUGAGGGAAGAAAAAAUCUUAGACAGAGUGUUCCCCUCUCACCAUACCUGCUUGUCAUGGCUAUAGAGGUGCUCUCAGAGCUUCUCAAUUCAGCUGCUCUUGAAGGAAGGCUAGCUUAUCAUCCCAAAUGCUCUAAAGUCCAACUUACGCCCUUGGGAUUUGCUGAUGAUCUUAUGAUAUUCUUGAAAGGUGAUGUUCCUUCUAUCAAAACAAUUUUGAGCAUCUUUUAUGCAUUUUAUACUAUGUCUGGACUCAAGUUGAAUCCAAGGAAAAUUGAGAUUUUUUGUGCUGGGGUUGAUCUUGGAGUUAAAAGACAGAUUUUGCAGUUGAGUGGUUUUACGGAAGGUGCCUUGCCUGUAAGGCAAGAAGUGAAUGCUGGAAAGUCUGUUUUCUACCGGUUCGACAAUUGGUUUUUCACUAAGAGAAUGUGGGAAAGGGUGAUGAAUGCAGCUGGACAACAUAGAGAUGUUGGGGCCUGGAGAUCUCAAGUUGAAUGGGCUACUGUUAAAUUCAAGAGGAAGAGUACUCUUGCAGUUAUCCUUAGAAUUGCCUUGCAGGCCUAUGUGUAUUACAUCUGGAAAAGCAAGGAAUGA
Punica granatum (pomegranate) is the source of this 966-nucleotide messenger RNA. The record is from RefSeq and is a predicted model, not a curated record. Lineage: Eukaryota; Viridiplantae; Streptophyta; Magnoliopsida; Myrtales; Lythraceae.